Molecule: messenger RNA, 1219 nt
Organism: Cantharellus anzutake
Lineage: Eukaryota; Fungi; Basidiomycota; Agaricomycetes; Cantharellales; Hydnaceae
Product: Sin3 associated polypeptide p18-domain-containing protein
Exons: 3
Coding region: 34-723 (229 amino acids)
Biological process (GO): negative regulation of DNA-templated transcription
Cellular component (GO): nucleus
Molecular function (GO): transcription factor binding; transcription corepressor activity
Source: RefSeq, a predicted model, not a curated record
GAUCACUACCUUAAAUUGGGUUCUUUCAAACUAAUGGCAGACGAUGCCCCCACUUCGAAACCAGUUGUAGACCGUAGUAAGAUAUGCCCGUUUCUGUUACGGGCGUUUGUAAAAAUUGGUGGACACCACCGCUUGAGCAUAUUCGAAGACAACGUCUUACCUGUUGCCGACGAGUAUCAGCUGUAUACAUGGAAUGAUGCAACCCUCCGCGAACUGGUCACUGCACUCCGUGCGCUGCCGCCAAACCCACUUACCAGUUCUCUUCGACAUGGCGCUGCACGCUUCUCCUUCCGUGCCGUUUUCCCUGAUCCCACCGACAGAGGGCGUAUUUCCUACAAAGACCUAGGUACGAUCCACGCCAGGGACCUCACGCAAAUCAACUUGUUGGAAGGAGACUUUGAGACCGAGCAAGGCACAGACGAAUUGGAACGACGCGGGAGAAUAGAAGAAAAGGACAAAAAGAUUGCCGAAGAACGCACCAUAGAAGAACUCCGAGUCCAGCCAGGAGACUGGCUCGACGUUGCAGUCAUGGUCCCCACAUCAACCGGUAUCCCCAGUGCCUCGGGAUCGUUUGGCGCUGGUGGCCCGAGUAUUAGAGGCGCUGCGGCUACUCGUGGAGCGGGAAGGGGGAUUGGGAUCCUCGCGCACCAACUUCCCGGUGGACCCGCGACACUGAAUCUAAACUUACUCAAAACUGGCGAGGAGGCGCACCUCGCGGGGUAGGAUCAUUCCUCGGGCGUGGGGGCGGACUUCCAGGCCAUGAGGAAAACAGGAAUGGGCUUUCGGAGCGAGGGCGUGCUCGUGGUAGCGCUGCGCUUAACCGCCGCGGAUUGCCUCGUAGAGGGUCACCCGAUCGCACCUUAGGAGGAGCGGAAGAAGACAGGGCUCCGCACAGAAGGCCCCGUAGUCGUUCGAGGAGUCGUUCGAGGUCUCCAUCCCGCUCUCGCUCCCCUGUCCGUCGAAGAAGUCGCUCACGCUCUCGCAGUCCGUACGUGCGUUCUCGUUCUCCGCGUUACCGGCGAAGACGCAACGAUUAGGUGAAACAAUCGGAUCAAGCUGUUAGCCUUGGUAACACCACGAUCGUUCCCAGACAUUUCAUUUGUAACUUGCUGUGAUUGAUUGUCUUGCGUGCUAUCUUGAUUCGCAAUAAGUACAAGUGUGAAACAUCCACUAAGAAACGAACAAAGAUUAUAAACUUAGAGUAAAUUGUUUAAGAGAG